CCUAUUCUCAGGACAGAAGCACUUCAGACUCCUCACUGUAGGCUUAGUUCAGUGUACUGACUAUGAACAYGGGCCGGAAAGUCUUUGCCUCGCAAGUAUGUCUUCUCUUGCUUUCCUUAAAAAUGGUGUCUAAUUUACAGCUUUCUCACUUUUGCAAUCAGGUGCGUUCACGCAAGCCCCACGUAACCUUGGCCRGAACCCGGGAGCAAUGUCACAACAACUCUUCUACCGUGCGCUGGUGUCUGCCAAAUGGCUCUCAGAAGCUAUCAAGUCCCAGCAGUCUGGACUGGCUUUGAGAAUCGUGGAUGCAUCCUGGUAUUUGCCAAAGAUGAAGCGUGACCCAAAGCGGGAAUUCGAGGAGCGCCAUAUACCUGGUGCAGUUUUCUUCGACAUUGACCAGUGCAGUGACCGUACUUCACCCUAUGAUCAUAUGCUGCCCAAGGCUAGUGACUUUGCUGAGUACGUGGGGAAGCUGGGUGUGGGGAAUGAUUCCCAUGUUGUAGUGUACGAUGGCAGUGACCAAGGACUCUUCUCUGCACCCCGAGUGUGGUGGAUGUUUCGAGCCUUUGGACAUGAAGCAGUUUCCCUUCUAGAUGGUGGCCUGAAGAACUGGCAGCGAGAGGGAAAUUUGCUGAGCUCUGGAAAGAGCCAGGUAGCUCCCUCUGAGUUCCAUGCCUCUCUGGACAAGUCCAUGGUGAAAAGCUAUGAGGACAUCAUAGAUAAUCUGGAUUCCCAGCGCUUCCAGCUAGUGGACGCACGCUCUGCAGGACGGUUCCGGGGAAUAGAGCCGGAGCCCCGAGAUGGAAUUGAGCCUGGUCAUAUCCCCGGCUCCCUGAGCAUACCCUUCACCGAUUUCCUCACAGAAUCUGGCUUAGAGAAGACCCCCGAGCAGAUCCGCAGUCUGUUCCAGGAGAAGAAGGUGGACCUCUCCAAGCCCCUGGUAGCCACCUGUGGCUCUGGGGUUACUGCCUGCCAUAUCGCUCUGGGGGCGUACCUCUGCGGCAAGCCCGAUGUCGCGGUGUACGACGGGGCCUGGGUGGAGUGGUACAUGCGAGCACAGCCUGAAAAUGUUAUUUCUGAGGGAAAGGGGAAGACAAUGUGAUAAGCUUCUUCCUCCCCCAGACAUGCAGAUAAUUUGCCUUGAAAUGGGAUUUGGAAUAAAUGGAUGAAUUGUUUCUUGAUGCCAUAAGUGUCAUAACGUGAAGGUGUUGGGUAACAAACAUGGCUACGUGGUCUUUAGGCACUUCCUUCCCUUGCCAAAAGUGUGUUGAUGCAUAAAUAUGAUCUCUCUUACAGUAUCAGAUGAGAGAGAGCUCUGGUAGUGGCGUGGGGAAGCAAUUGAAUCAAGCCAGCCUCAUGACUUGGCACGUUUCACCAUGUUUACUCACAGGAUGAUCGCACUUGUAUAACUGGGCCUUAUGAUCAUGCUCUUUGCCUGACUCUGAUCAUCUGGAUGCCUGUGUCCUAGAAUCCACCCAUGUAGACAAUGGUCAUUUUGAGCACAAGGGCUAGGGAAAAGGCAUUAGUGAUUGUAGAAACAACUUUAGCUUCUAGUUUGGUGCUUGAGGGGUGGUCUGGAUUUAUUCUAGUGCUUGGAAUCUUAACUGCAAUGUGUGCUUAGCUGGUUUUAUAUUC
Nothoprocta perdicaria is the source of this 1635-nucleotide messenger RNA. It is a transcript of the gene MPST, whose product is annotated as mercaptopyruvate sulfurtransferase. Gene Ontology annotation, cellular component: mitochondrion. Gene Ontology annotation, molecular function: thiosulfate-cyanide sulfurtransferase activity. The record is from RefSeq and is a predicted model, not a curated record. NCBI's taxonomy places the organism in Eukaryota, Metazoa, Chordata, Aves, Tinamiformes, Tinamidae. The transcript is spliced from 2 exons. Bases 209 to 1102 code for a protein of 297 amino acids. Gene Ontology annotation, biological process: transsulfuration.